Salpingoeca rosetta is the source of this 6761-nucleotide messenger RNA. Its product is annotated as tamm-Horsfall protein. Gene Ontology annotation, cellular component: membrane. The record is from RefSeq and is a predicted model, not a curated record. Gene Ontology annotation, molecular function: calcium ion binding; G protein-coupled receptor activity. Gene Ontology annotation, biological process: G protein-coupled receptor signaling pathway. Lineage: Eukaryota; Choanoflagellata; Craspedida; Salpingoecidae. The transcript is spliced from 8 exons. Bases 197 to 6154 code for a protein of 1985 amino acids.
ACAACAACAACAACAACAACAACAACACACACACGCACACACACGCACGCACACGUCGUUGCUCACCCGCACAUCAGAAGAUCAAGCCGUCGGGGCGUGUUGCACCACCCACAACAGCACGGGAAAUCAACGGCCACCCGCCUAACGGAGGAGUUGCCACCAACCCGCCCACCCCACCAUCACCAUCACCAUCACCAUGGUGUCCGCGCACCGAGCUGCGCGCAUGCCGCUGCCCAUGGCCGUGCUGGCACUUGCGAUGCUGGUUGCCACAUGCGCCAGUUCCGCCAAGGCCGCAGAGUGCCAGCAGCCAUGGACGCUGCUGGUGCGCCAUGAUGCCCGGGCGGGCGUGUUCCCAAAAGGCGAGUUGGAUGUAAACGCAAACGACGACAGCAGCCUCAUUUACGCCAGCCUCACAGCGCUCGAAUCGCAGCGCAGCUUUGACGGGAACUUCUACUUCAAGCUCGUCUGGAACGACCUCUGCGAAUCGGGCUGCCUCAGCAACAAAACUGCCAUCAUCUGGUCGCAGACAUCCAACCCCACCACCUCAAACAACGUCACAGGGUACAUGCCCUUUGAUGUGGCGCCGUAUGUGAGUUUUGAGGGCAUGAAGCUUGGCAGCUAUGCUCUCUUUGACGGGCAGUCAGGCUUCAGCUUCUGGUACAGCGUGGGCAUGUUCGAGCUCUUCAACGAGGAGAUUCCAGGGCCCAUCCCUCCCGGCCAUUUACAAGGCAUGACCACGCCCCGCGUGGAGCUGUACGUGAAGCGGCUUGACAGCGGCAGCAUCGCCGUCGAUGGCCCUUGCCCAGAAUUUGCCACGUGCACAGAUAUUGGCGAGGGCAACCACACCUGCGCGUGCCCGUCUGGCUUUGAGGACACGCUGCCCUCCGCCUGCGUCGACAUCAACGAGUGCGAGACCACAACCAAGUGCCACGCCGACGCCACGUGCGUCAACACGCCCGGCAGCUUCGCGUGCGUGUGCAACGACGGCUUUUACGGCGACGGCACCACCUGUGAGCCAAACGAGUGCCUUGAGCAAGGCAUCUGCCACGAGCACGCGACCUGCAGCAAGACCACCGGCGACUACACCUGCACGUGCAACGAUGGCUUUGUCGGCAAUGGCACGUACUGCGCGGACGAGAACGAGUGCCACAGCGACCCUUGUCUUGCCGACGCCGUGUGUGUCAACACGUAUGGCAGCUUCCACUGCGUUUGCCGCAACGGCCUUGAUGGUGAUGGCAUCACCACUUGCCAAGACGACCUGGUUGUGUGGCUGGAGGGCUCGGACUAUGUGCACGGUGCGGAUAUGUGGCUGGAUCGCUCUGGCGACAACAAUCACGCCUUCAUUAACGCCUCCGCCGUCAUGUUCGAUGCGUCCCGCGGCCACUUUAUCUUCAACGGAACAAUGGAGGAACUGAUCACGGUUGACCUGGACAUUGGGCCCAACACCUUCCCCUCACUCACCAUCGAGGUGCUCUUCCUCCCCAUCACCGCCGUUGGCGAUGGUGCUGUCAUUGACGCAGACAACGGUGGGUAUGACCGCCACUUGGACUUCAACGACUACGAGCUGUACGGGCCGGGCAUUGCGUCGGGCACGGGCAGCCCAUACGAGGCAGGCAGUACCGCCAUUUUCCACCGCUGCUGGCAACACGCCUUUGCCGUGUUUGAGCAGAGCGGGCGCCGGGCGUCGUUCACGGUGCGCAACGGGCACGUUGGUCGGCCUACCACGGCCUUGAACACGGAAGGGUACACCAACUUCACCAUUGGUGGCAGCAGGUGGGAUGGUGGCGCCCUCAACGGGUACGUGCGGCGCGUCAAGGUGUACAACCGCGCGCUGACAGAGGAGGAGAUCCAGAUCAAGUACGACGAGACAAAGCCAGACCUCUUUUGCGAAUGUCUUCCAGGAUACCGCGGCGUGGAGGAAACAGGCUGCAUCGACAUUGACGAGUGCGUUGAGCAGACGGACACGUGCAACCCGCUGCGCGGCGUGUGCACAAACGUGCCGGGCUCCUACAACUGCACCUGCGCUGAGGGCUUCUUUGGCGAUGGCCGCACAUGCGAUCCGCCAGCACCGUGCGUCGUCAGCGACUGGGAGGUCACCGAGGAGUGCAGCGCCUUCUGCGGUAUUGGCACGCGCACAGAGACGCGCGACAUUCUUCGCAUGCCCGUGGAUGGCGGUGCCAGCUGCCCGUCCCAGCUCACGCGCCAGACACCAUGCAUUGUUGCGUCAUGCCCAUCCUCCACCAGCAUCGACUUUGUCAUCACCACCAGCACGGACACGUACAACGCCAGCAGUGGCACGCCGUUCCCUGCACUGGACACGGCCCUGGGCAACCUGGGAAGCGGCACCACAUCUGCCAUCACGGGCGUUGUUGUGGACGAGGCAACAGGCACCGUGCUGGUGCAGGUUGCCGUGGACACCCCAGACAGCAGCGCUGCCUCCGUUCGCUCCGCCCUCAACGGCCUUGCGUCUGCGGACGUGGCUGUGGACUCGCAGGACAUUGGCGCCUGCUACUGCUCUGCGCGGGAGGAGGACGGCGUGACGUGGCUCGGCGCCGCGUGCGGGCAGCUCAGCCCAACCGUGCACACGUGCGCAGGGUCCACAACAACGUUCAUCACGCGCAACUGCACGGGGCGCAUCGCUGACGGCGGCUGGGACCACCCGGACACGACGCAGUGCGUGAACGAGGACCUGGCGGCGCUGGCGGACUCGCUUGCCACCACGCCCAUCUCGGACGUGCUUGCACAGGCCCUACUGCACACAGGCAGCCCGCAGCUGUUUGGCGUGCAGGACGUGGCCAACCUGGAACGCAUCCUCAACGCAACCAUCUACAUGCAGGCCAACAACAUCACCGACCUCGCUGUUGACGACGUGUUUGCGUUUGUGCGCCUCCUCUCGCGCACCAUUGGAGCGCCGGAGGAUGUUGUCACCGCGGGCCUGUCGACGUUCGGAGCGCUGACGGGCACGUCACUCAUCCCGGACGCUGAGGAGAUGUUGCUCUACUUUGCAGAGCACGUGCUGCCGCUGGACGAGUCCAUCUCUGCCGUCGAGGCAAACGUUGCUGUCGACCUGUACCACACGUCGUUCAACCCCACGGCGCAGGUGUCUUGGCCGCCGCAGGAUUCGCGGGCAAGCAUCACGCGCCGCUGCUACGGCCCGGAGCCCGAGCACUACUGCUAUGUGAACGAGUACGGCAGCGACGCAGCCGCGUUUGAUGCCGACCUGUCCAUCACCGUGCCAGAGACGCUGCUCAACCUCAGCAUGACCGCGCCGCUCGCCUCGUCGCCAUCGUCGUCGUCAUUGUCAUUGUCAUCAAACGCGUCAUCAAAUGCGACAGCAAGCGGCGGCACGGGCGAGGACGCCACCCGGCCUCUGCUGGCCAUUGUGGGCGCAUACGCCACCAAGUUUCUGUUCCCCAGCAUCUCGCUGCGCAACACCAUGUCGCAGCUUGUGUACGCGACGCUGCCCACACUCCCGGACGACUACAACAUCUCCUCUGAUCCGCUCCGCUUCACCGCCACGCCGCAGUUCUACAACGGCACCGACACGGGCUGCGCCAUCUGGACACCGGGCUCCUGGGACCCGACCGUGUGCACGCUGGUGAACCCGGACGCGACCACGGGCGCGUAUGCGUGCGAGUGCGAGCACCUCACCACGUUUGGGCUGAUUGAGCUGCGGGAGCCACAGCCGUCGUUUGUGCAGCCCGUGUACGAGGACUACGUGCGCGGCUGCGCGUCGCUCGCCUGCUUGUUCCUGGUCAUCACCUUUGUUGUGCACUUUGUGCAGCCGAGCAAGUGGUCUCCCUCACGCAUGGUGGUCAUGCACCAGUGCGCGCUGCUGGUUGCAGCCCUCAUCAUCUUCAUGGUUGGCUUCUACGACAUCCGCAACCCCAACUGUCGGGAGAUUGCCGUUGCGCAGCACGCCAUCGCCGUUGCCUUCUUCGCCUGGAUCCUGGCUGGCGCCGUGCUCUCGGUCUUCCGCAAGGCGCGCGCGUGGCAGCUGCUCAUCAUCGGCUACGUCUUCCCCGCCAUUGUUGUGGUGGUCACCGCUGUGCUUCGCUACGACGACUACGGCCGCAAGCGCUACCGCACCGACCCGGACAAGCACUGCUUCAUUGACACGGACAUUGACCUCAUCUGGGCCAUGUACGGCCCCGCUGCCGGGUUUGCCGGCGUCGCCGUGCUCAUCUACCUGGGCAUCAUGUGCUUCUCCGUGUGCUUCUGGCCAAAGGACCGCCUCAAGAUGGUGGUCGGCGUGACCAGCGUCACGGGCACGCUCAAGCGUCGCCGCAAGCAGGCCAGCAUCAGCAACGGCGCUGGCGAAGAAAUCGAGCUUGACGCGCUCAGCACGGGCACAGACACCAUGAGCAAGAACGCCACGUCCACGUCUGCCCUGCAGGAACAGGAGAAGCCGGAGCACAGGGACAUUGAGCCCGUCAGCCGCGGCCACGCGCUGUGGAUGUCGUUUGCCAGCUUCCUGCUUGCUGGUGUUGGUGGCGGGAUUCCGCUUGCCGAGCUGUUCCUGAUCAACGGCGUGUACACCGACCUCUGGCGCCCGCUCUUUGCUGGCGGCGUCAUCUUCUACGGUGCGUUGAUGCUGCUGGUGUUUGGGCUGCCGGAUCUGCUGGCGUGCCUGUGCGGUCGCCGCCGCUCCUCUGUGACGGCGGACGAGGAGGUCAUUGCCGGCGACGCAAACAAGCGCGUUGCAGAGUGGGAUGAGUUUGGAAGGCAGAGCAGCGCGCGUCGUCGCUCGCGCCGCCGCAACGAGGCCACGCUGCGCUACCUGCGCACGCUCCCACCUGCAGAGCCAAAGCGCAAGCCACUGCCACAGGUGCAGGAGGAGCAGCAGCAGCAGCAGGAGAAGGACGCCAUGUCUGCCGUGUCUGUGCCGUCCACAGCAACGGGCGCUGCUGCAAGCGGCAUGGUGGAUCUCUCCGUCACGCAGUUUGACACGGCGUCGCUCAAUCUUGAGGGAGACAUGGACGCGCCACUGCAGCCGGGCGUGCCAGACCCGUUUGUUGUCGACCGCGAUGUGUUUGAUGUGCUUGAGGCGGACAUGGUGAAGCUUCGUGAGGAGCUUGCUGACCUUGCCGAUGAGAGUGAGCUGGAGGAGUUUGAUGCCAUUCUGCAGGACAUGGACACGGCGCACCAGGAGAGCCUGCAGCGGCAGCUGUACAACCGACGCAAGUCGAUGCGCCGUCGCGCGUCGUCCAGCAGCCAGAUGGGCAUGCUCUCGACUGCAUCCGUGCGCGGGUCUGAGGCAGACUUUAUGAUGUCUGACAACGACUCCAUCAGCACGGCCGGCGUCAUCCCCCGCAACUCCUCAACGCGUCGCAGCUCAGACUCGUCCCUGGAGAUGGACUUUGCCUUUGAGCGGCAGUCGUCCUCCGUGCGCUCGGAGCAGCGCCGCCCAAGCGCAGAAUACCUGCAGACGGACGGGCUGAGCAGGGGAACAUCCAUCCGCAGCGUGCGCUCCUCUGGGAGUCAGAUGGUCACGGGAGCAAUGAGCGACGCGUCACAGCCGUCUGUGCACUCGUCACAGCGCGGCGCAUUGGCGGCCAUUGUGGAGGCUGGCCAGGAGCGGGACGACCUUGGCGACGGCGAUGGCGAUGCGGCAAACAACACCAAUGGCGACGCCAACAACGGGAACACCGGUGGCGACGCGAGGGGGCGCGACAGCACGAUGACGACGACGGCAGCGCGUGAGGCAAUGAUGGCUGAACGGCUGAAGGACUUUGCCGACGAGUCUGAGGGGGAGGGCGGACACAACAUGAGCGAGGCCGAGGAUGGCGACAAUGACGAUGACGAAGAGCAGGAGGAGGAGCAGGUGCUCGUGGGCGCUGAUGAUGACGGUGAUGGUGACGUUGGCGCUGUUGGCGCAUCGCUGGAGGAUAGCUACGACAACAGCGACUUUGUGGGCACGGGUGCCGCAGACGAUGUGUACGCGGACCCAAACGCCCCCGACGAGAGCGCUGGGGAGAAGCGCGUGUCGCUCACGCCUGACGAGGAGUUUUCGGAGAUGGCGGGCCUGUUGGCGACGCUGCAGGACAAGGUGGACCGGCCCUCGCUGCCCUCUGUGCAGGAGAACGCUGAAGAGGAGGAGGACGAUGAUGAUGAAGGCGGUGAUGGUGAUGGCCCAACGGUGUCGUACUUCUAAGCGAGCAGUGGUGUCAUCUCGAAUCAGAACCAAGUCCAUGUAUGUGUAUGUGUGUGCACGUACGUGCAUUUGUUGUGGAAAAGAGUGUGAAGCUUCAUGGGAGUUUGUUGAUGCAUUCCGUUCAUCAGGGUGCGUGGUGGUGUUAGUGGUGAUGCGCGUCUCUUUUCGUCUCUGGCGUUUGGUUUUGGAGUUGACGAUGACGUGUAUUUUGACAGCGGCAGGGCGUGAACUCCAAUCGCGCCGAGUGCUUGCGAUGACGAGACACGAUCGAUUGCUUGUGAACAUGGCGUGUAAUUGGUGCGUGCCUCUCCACAUGCCUAUUGUGCAUGCCUGCAGACGCGCGUGGCAUUGCCGUGCUGCGAUUGUGUGGUCUUUGGUUAUGGUGGUUGUGUCGGCACACGUGUUGCGGCUGCUCCCGUGAGCUGGGUUCUCUGCGGGGAGGACACGCAAGCAUACUCGUCGAUUAUGGCGCAUGUGCGUGUGCAUGUGCAUGUGCGAACUUUCGUCUCAUGAAUUUGGUGGCACGACCUAUGUUAGUUUCAACAAGCAAUGUGUGUGCUUGGUUUCCUCUUCUUGUGUGUUUUGGUUGUAGUGUUUAAACUUUGCC